Anopheles moucheti is the source of this 1449-nucleotide messenger RNA. It is a transcript of the gene ppk15, whose product is annotated as sodium channel protein Nach. The transcript has 4 exons. Gene Ontology annotation, cellular component: membrane. Gene Ontology annotation, molecular function: ligand-gated sodium channel activity. Lineage: Eukaryota; Metazoa; Arthropoda; Insecta; Diptera; Culicidae. Gene Ontology annotation, biological process: sodium ion transmembrane transport. The record is from RefSeq and is a predicted model, not a curated record. Bases 1 to 1449 code for a protein of 482 amino acids.
AUGACGGUGGCAAGAGCGUUCCGUGUGCUGUAUCGCAUUCUGGUUGACUAUUGUUCUAACUGCUCCCUGGCCGGUGUUGGGUACAUCUCGAACCGCAAAUACCACUGGACGGAGCGAUUGUUCUGGAUGGCAUGUGUACUGUUCGCGUGGACCGGUUCUUACAUGCUGAUCAAAACGUACAUGGAACUGUUCCGCAAGGAUGCGGUCAGCAUUGUGGUGGAGAAUCUCGAUCCACGCAAAGACAUCACCAGCUUUCCCUCGGUGGGCGUUUGCGAGAUGGGCUACACCAAGCAACAGUACGAUGCGUUACAGCAGGUGAUCGAUGGGUUUCGGACGAGCGAAGAGAUGGAUUACAACUACGAUGUGGAGGAAUUUAUGCUACGCCUGAUCUAUCACAAUCUGUACAAUUAUGGUUCGAUCAAGUCGUACUGUGCGAUGUACAAGGACUGUGACGACUGUGUCAAGUGCCCGGUGGAUGGAUAUCCACGGUUUUCCGUGGCGGUCCGUGCAAACUGUUCGCAGCUGUUCGACGAGUGCCGUUGGAACGGGGAAGUGUUUGACUGCUGCCGCUACUUUCGCCCAAUACAGACGACGAUGGGUUCGUGCUUUCUGCUGAACUCCAUCCAGACGGUCAAUAAAUACGGCCCACAAUGGUUACGCAUGGAUAUGAGUAUGGGAUCUCCUAAAGGGGAGCUACUGCUAAACUUCAGUCGAGCAACAACGGCAUACGUCCAGAACCAAGAAGACAUUCCGCACAUGCUACUAACGACGCUCCAGUUCAACCAAAUGCCGGAAGGAUACGCGGGAAAGAUCUUCAUCACCGUACAGAACAUUGCGAACGAUCCGCUAGUACGAACGGUCGGCAAAGAUGUCCGCCGUUGCGUUUUCCCGGACGAGGACACCGAUACGCGGUACGCCAAGUACAGCUACAGUGUGUGUGUCACGGAAUGUCUAAAGACGGCACAGAUAAAAACGUGUAACUGCUGCCAUCACAACAUGCUGCUGGGAAAGUACGACAAGAGCCCGGUUUGCGGUUACGAUGGGCUCAACUGUCUCGACCAGCGCGAUCUGAUGUUUCCCCAGACGACCAUCAUGCAACCGUGGCGCACGAAUGGGCUCGUGUGCGAUUGCUUCCCGUCCUGCACCGAGCAUGAGAUACGCAUCAUUGGGCGCGAAUCGGACAUGGAGCGUCGCACCGGCCGGUCGGUACUGAUCAAAAUAAUGGGCCUACCAUCGCAACGCUACCGGCGACAGAUUGUGCGCGAAAACGUCGAUGUCGUCGUAUCGAUCGGUGGAAUUUUGGGCCUCUUUACUGGUGCGAGUAUUUUAAGUUUGGUCGAGUUUAUCUAUUUCUUUACCGUGCGCUUCGGAUCGUACGUGGUGAUCGAGAUUAAGGAGGAAGAACACGUCGCGGUCGCUGAUAGUGAGUCGUAUGAAAAUGAGUUUUAA